Molecule: messenger RNA, 498 nt
Organism: Rotaria sp. Silwood2
Lineage: Eukaryota; Metazoa; Rotifera; Eurotatoria; Philodinida; Philodinidae
Source: the annotation of a GenBank genome assembly
AUGACAACAUCAUCAACAAUACAUGAAUACGAUGAAGGAAUUAUUGGAAAUAGUAGUGAUAAUGAAGAUGAAAAUAGAUUAUCGACUGCAAUUGAUGAAUCAUAUAAUUAUGCAACAAUAUCAAAUGAAACAAAAAGUCUUAAACUUUUUACUGAUAGUUUAAUUGUUAUAUCACUUACAUCAACUAUUUCAUUAUCUGUUUCGUCAAGUAUAAAUGAGAAUAAUUUGAAUAGUAAUGGACAACAAUUAAUUAAUUCAACUAAUAGUAAUAAUAAUAACAAUGAAACGUAUAUAACAAUAGAAGGAGGAAUGACUACAAUAUCAACAAUUAAUACGUUAUUGACUACUAGUGAUGAUACUUUUCGUUCAUCAAGUGAUACAAAUGCAAGUAUAGAACAAGAAUAUUAUUUUGAUGCUAUUGUUAAAUUAACACCAACAAAAAUGUCAUUUUCAGCUGAUCUUGGUGAUGAUGAUGAAUCAAAAUUAAGAAUCAAUUAA